UUCUUCUCGAUUAUCCACAAUGCUUCUUUCUCGCCACUCUCAAAGUUCUAAUUCCUGGCUGGCCUGGACCCUCAUUUCACGACGCGGAUACUGUAAACUAGCUGACUGGUAUUAGUGGUUCUAAUUAGGUUUUUGUGUCAGUACUCACUGGAAAAAGAAUCGCGCACUUUAAAGUGACUAUUCGACAAGGCUGUCCUCUUGUAACGAUUUUUUUUAAUUUUAGAAUUUUAUGAGUCGCAGCAUAUUUUCAAUACACUGAUUACUGCGUGAACCAAAGGCGACCCCUACGGCCAUUCGAGUGUUUGAUUCCUCUUGAUUCUAAGGCUUUCUUUUCAUUUCAUUUUUAAUAGAACCAGAAAAGCAUGCAAUGUGAAAAUAACUCGAAAAAGCGUGACCACUUAUAGGCCCCAGUCUACACGAUGAUGGAAAUUUUUACAUCCGCAAACCUUUUUGUUGCGGAUAAGGAAAUUUCACGUCCACACGUUCCCGUAUUCAGAGCGUUUUGUAGGUAUAUCUCUAAAGAGCGUUUUCGAAAACCGUAUACGGUCGGACACGUGUGGACGACGAAAUCCACAAAAAAAAUCGAAACAACAAAUUUUUAAUAUGAUAAAAAAAAUUUGUAUCGUGUCGACGAGGACCGAAUUAUUUCACGUUUUUUCAUCGCUAAUAACGUAAAGUUUGUGUUAUUUGAAAGUAAAAGCGACCAUCAAUAUUAGAGAUACGGUAAAAGAAAUGCGUUUGGUCGGUGACCUGAUAGCGUGAUAGGAUAUGAUGCCAGAUGGGGAUAAUGUUACAAGACAGCCCACAGGAAUCAUUUCUACUAUAUCCAUAGAGUGACAUGAACACUAACAACCAUAUUCCAACAAAGAUUUCAAUACUACUCGACUGUUUUCUCUUAUAGAUUCAACCACAAUGUUUCUUGGAAGAAAUCUGGCAUUAAAGUUGAUAAUUCUGGGUACAGUGGUCAGUGUAAACAAUGCGAAAACACCGAACACUUUCGAAGACUUUCCGGUGGACCCUGCGAUUCAUGGAUUCCAGAUUCUAAAACAGAAACUAAUAUCUCCAAAAACUUCACAAAGCCCUGUAUCAGUGUUUCAAGGAAUUCAAAGAUUCAUUGCCGAGAAAUUUAAAAACGAAAUUGUACGUCUAUAUACAUUUCUACCGCACAAGUAUCGCUGUAACAUUCUAAAGAAUUUGGUAAAUAUUACCACUUGUAAUAGUACUUUUAUAACUCAUGUACUGCUUAAAAACAAUAUCAUGCAAGAAUCUAAAAUGAUAGGGUGUGUUUCGCACAGAACAUUUCCCUGCAAUGGGAAGAACAUCACUCACAAGAUUUUAAAUGCAUUUUGGAAUCAAAUGGCGAACUUAUUCAGCGAACUUCCAGUGCCAUUUCAGUGCACUAUAGUCAACAAGAUAUCGUCAUUUGCGCCAUCGAAGAGACACAGACAAAAGCGUAGUUCCGUUCUCAAUGAAGGUAAAACAUCGCGAAAAAGUCUACAAAUGGUUGAAAGACAGCUACAAGAAGUAUACCCAAGUCUUAAGAUAACUCAGAAGUGCUCAAAAGUGUGGAAACCACUGAGAAAGAAAGUCCCUCUUUCGAGUUUAGCGUCCUUGGUGAAUAUUACAGUAAAACUUGACAAAGGGACGCGUAGAAAAGCUUGGGUUAAACGUUUAAGAAAGAAAGCUUAUCGAAUAUACAGGAUAUAUAGAAGGUUUAAUGGUAACGCAUCGUCACAGAUAGAUAUUCCUUUGCUUUCUUAUCCAUCAAAGCCGCCAUUGUUGAAAAAGAAAGAUGUGCGACUGAACAUCAUUCGCUUUACCAAAAAAAGUCGUUUGGUGGUUAAUGUUGUAUUCAGAUUAGAAAUAAAGGAGCCCGGAAAGUCAAACUAUAGCAAAGUGAAAUCAGCUGCGCAGAUUAUCAAGGCAAUUAACUCCACUGGGCCUGGAACAAUGGCACGUGUAUUUAACGGUAUUGUGUUGGCAAUAACUGAUGCAAAGAAGACCAAAGUGGAGACGAACUCGUUGUGGACCAGCAAUGAUACGGCAAAGGCACUCAAGCAGUUCCCUAGUCAUCUCAGAUCAUAUUUUCGUUUUGGCAUGGAACGAAUGGGAAGGUGUUUAGUAAUGAUAUAUAUCUCUACAAACCUUCAAAAAGACCUUAGACCUGUUGAGAUGUUUUACAAUUCUCACAACUAUUUACCGAAAAAGUAUUUCUGUUUACAUAAAAAAAGCAUAUCUGUCAACAUGAGCAUCCGAUAUAUUGCAAAUGAGACGUUUCCAAAAUCAAAAGAAAACAAGGAACGCGGGAAAAACACGAUAAAAAAGGAAAAAAAUCUCCUCCUGGAAAAAAUAAACGAACGGGAUUCCAAUAUCACUUAUGCAUUUCCAGUAAGCGAGCAACCAGACGUCGACGAAAAAGAUGGAAAAGAAGUUGAGGAGACGUCAUCGAGAAGGAAAGUUACCGCUUUAGAAAUAGGUUUAUUUACUGUUCUUGCGUUUCUUUGUUUAGCCAUUGCAGCAUUUACCAUCAACUGCAUCAUGUUUGCUUUCAAAAAGAGAUCAGCACAUGCUGCAGGUAAACCACCACCCAAAUCUGCCUUCGCGCUGUUCAGUAAAGUGAACGAGACAAAUCUAAAAGAGACGUCGGAGAAUACUCCACGAAUAAAUCUAGCGUUGCCAAAAGCAGAAAAUGCUAAAAUCGACACGAAACUCGGUAGAACAACAAAGGACUCUCCUUCGAAACACAAAUCAUCAAAUACGCCCCAACAAAUCGACUCCGAGCAAAACGUCUACUCAAUGGACCCUUUGAGGUCGAUUGUUCCUGAUUCUAGUGAACCUCUUAAGACUAAAGAGAUAGCACAAAAUAUUCUCGAAAAUGGCGAGUCAAAUGACGAUGUAUUCUCUGAGCAUUUGUCCUCUGGUGCAAGCAUUGAAGUAAAUAAUGAUAUAUCCACCGACCAUAGAGGUAGCAAACAAAGAACACUGAAAGAGUCUUGUGGUGAAAUGAGACUGUUAUCUGAAAGUGAUAAUAUGACAUUGAGUAAUAGGAGAGAUGUAGAUCCGUAUAUUAAGAACAAUACAAUACAAGUCGUUGUAGUGUUUUGACGACAAGGAGUAAACACGACGUAGCAACCACGUGACAGUCAAGACAAUGACGUCCAAGAUUAUGACGCAAUGUUUCUUUUUAUAGCAACAGUGUAGCAUGAUAAAUCUCAGCCAAAGCAAUAAUAUGGGACAAUGCCAAAACCAUGAAUUUAGUUUCAUGCCAGUGCAAAAGAAGAUGAAUAUAUAUUUUAUAUAAAAAAGACUAUGUCGUAAAUAUGUACAUAGAAAAUUAGUUAUCGUAUUCAGUUCAUGUUCUCAUUUCAUGUUGUAAACUUGAUGCAAAAACGGUUUUUUGUAAGUUUACAGUGCAAUUUGCACUCAUUAAAAUAAAUAAAUAAAUAAAUGAACUUAAGAUAUA
This is a messenger RNA of Exaiptasia diaphana, 3463 nucleotides long. RefSeq lists its product as uncharacterized. The record is from RefSeq and is a predicted model, not a curated record. The transcript is spliced from 2 exons. NCBI's taxonomy places the organism in Eukaryota, Metazoa, Cnidaria, Anthozoa, Actiniaria, Aiptasiidae. The coding region runs from base 913 to 3105 and encodes 730 amino acids.